AUGAGUAAUAAUAAAGGUAUAAAUAAUAAUGAAAGUAACAAACCUUCUGAACUAAUUGGAUUAUUUAAUUUGUAUUAUAAUACUAAUGAUGAAAACUAUUGGGAGAUCAUUAAUAAUACAGAUAAUAAAUUCUUUAAAGAAAUUGUAUUUUUUGAUUCCUAUAAAGCUAAUGAUGAUAUAUCUAUCAGCUUUAGUGGUAGAACUUCUUUCAUAGUCUUUUUAAAAGACCAAAAACAAGACAAUACUAUUCAGCAAACAAUAUUAGAAUCUUUUAAACAAUCUAGUGUUAAGAAAUAUAAAAAAAUCUGA
Cetraspora pellucida is the source of this 309-nucleotide messenger RNA. NCBI's taxonomy places the organism in Eukaryota, Fungi, Glomeromycota, Glomeromycetes, Diversisporales, Gigasporaceae. The record is from the annotation of a GenBank genome assembly.